GAAUGGUGUAGUAUAAUACUACCGACCUGAAUUUUAAAAAAAAAAUAAAUAAAAAAUAAGCAGAGCUUCCACUUCGAGUUCCCAGUAUAUAAGCCAAGUAUGAAUUUGGUGUGCUCAUCAACUUGGUGACAUUCGUGCACCCAUUUGUAUUCUUGAGUGGUCACAUGCUCUCAACUCUCAAACCCUAGGCUAAGAUAUAUCCUUCUCUUCCCUUCCAAUACCCAUAGCUAUUGCAUGCGCCCCUCUGCACUUGCAUACAUCCCUCAACUUGCUUAACACCAUCCUCUCCUAUUUAAACUCUCACCUACGACAACAUAUCGACAAACAAAUUUACAGAGAUGUUGCAUUUUCCCCUGUUUUUGUUUUUGGCUAUCACACUACACUCCUUCACUCUCUCAGCUCAGCACCGCAUCCUAGUAUCUCAAAUCUCCGCAUCACCUUCGCCCGCCCCUCAGCUUCCGCCUCCGCUCAUCGGCGUCAUGUCUCCUUCUCCGCUCUUCAGCGUGCUCUCGUAUGGAGCCGUCGGCAACGGCGUCGCCGACGACACCCAGCCAUUUAAAAUGGCUUGGGACGCCGCUUGCCAAGCCAAUGAUCCCGCCGUUAUCUUCGUUCCCAUGCAUUAUACUUUCAUGAUUCAGUCCACCAUCUUCUCUGGCCCUUGUAAAAGUGAACUCAUUUUUCGGAUUGAAGGAAAUAUAAUGGCGCCGGAUGGUCCCCAUUCGUGGCCGAAAAACAACAGCAAGCGACAGUGGCUAGUGUUUUACAGGAUCGACGGAAUGUCAAUUCAAGGCGGCGGAACCAUAGAUGGAAGAGGUCAGAAAUGGUGGGAGCUUCCCUGCAAACCUCACAGAGGCCCAAAAGGAACAACUCUACCUGGCCCCUGCGACAGCCCAGUGGCAGUAAGGUUUUUCUGGAGCUCAAAUUUGGUAGUGAAAGGAAUGAAGAUGAAGAACAGCCCACAGUUUCACUUCCGCUUCGACAGCUGCCACAACGUCCAUAUUGAAUCCCUAUACAUAAAAUCACCCGCUUUGAGUCCAAACACCGACGGAAUUCACGUAGAGAACAGUAACAACGUCUACAUAUACAACUCCGUCAUCGCCAGCGGCGACGACUGCGUCUCCAUCGGCGCCGGCACUUUCAACGUAGAGAUACGGAACAUCACCUGCGGCCCUGGCCAUGGAAUAAGUUGUAGCAUCGGCAGCCUGGGGCCUCGGAACACGAGGGCGUGCGUGAAGAACAUAACGGUGCGGGACUCGGUGAUCAAGCAGUCGGACAACGGGGUGCGGAUCAAGACGUGGCAGGGCGGGUACGGGGCGGUGACGGGGGUGUCGUACAGCAACAUCGUCAUGGAGGGCGUCAGGAAUCCCAUCAUGAUCGACCAGUACUACUGCACGGGCAAGUCCUGCGCCAACCAGACGGCGGCGGUCUACAUCAGCGGCAUCUCCUACAAGGGCAUCAAGGGCACCUACGACGUCAGGUCGCCCGCGAUGCACCUCGCCUGCAGCGACGCCGUGCCCUGCACCAAUCUCACCGUCUCCGACGUCGAGCUGCUUCCCGUUCAGGGCCAGAGGAUCGUCGACCCUUACUGCUGGAAUGCAUACGGAGACGGCGGCGACGACCUCAACAUUCCGCCGCUCUUCUGCUUGAUUGAGGGAGCGCCGCCGCUCCUCUUGCCGUCUAACGGCCUCGAUCAGUGUUAGGGUAUAUGUAUACGUAUAGACAAGUUAGCAAAUAGGUAUAUUUCACCAGAAUUAUGAACCAUGCAUGCUUUUCCGAUGGUGUAUUUCUGAUGGUAUGUCGCAACCGCUAAUGAAGAAAGUGUUGCUUUUUUUUUUUUUUCUUUUUUGUUUGAGAAUAGAAAGUGUUGCUUUUUUUUUGUUUGUUUGUUUGAGAAUAGAAAGUGUUGCUUUUUAAAUACUA
Molecule: messenger RNA, 1920 nt
Organism: Salvia miltiorrhiza (redroot sage)
Lineage: Eukaryota; Viridiplantae; Streptophyta; Magnoliopsida; Lamiales; Lamiaceae
Product: polygalacturonase At1g48100-like
Exons: 5
Coding region: 339-1700 (453 amino acids)
Biological process (GO): carbohydrate metabolic process
Molecular function (GO): polygalacturonase activity
Source: RefSeq, a predicted model, not a curated record